CGAGCCCUAGGCGCGGGGACCGGGGAGCCGGCCGAAGGUGAUGGCCGCCAGGCGGAGGACCCCAGGUUCCGUCGUUCCUUUUGUCGGGUGAGGAGCGCAGAGCCAACGGCCCCACAAAGGCUCGGGAAAGCGGAGCUCCGCGGUGCGCGCGCCGCUGCAGUCCCGUGGUACAGGCAUGGAUGGGAAGAAAUGCAGCGUAUGGAUGUUUUUACCUCUUGUAUUUACUUUGUUUACUUCAGCUGGAUUAUGGAUAGUAUACUUUAUAGCUGUGGAAGAUGACAAGAUUUUCCCAUUAAAUUCAGCUGAAAGAAAACCUGGUGUGAAGCAUGCACCAUAUAUAAGUAUUGCAGGUGACGAACCUCCUGCAAGCUGUGUGUUUAGUCAAGUUAUGAACAUGGCAGCAUUCCUAGCUCUUGUGGUAGCUGUUCUACGCUUCAUACAACUGAAGCCCAAGGUCUUAAAUCCGUGGUUGAAUAUUAGUGGAUUGGUGGCGCUGUGUCUGGCUUCCUUUGGGAUGACCUUACUUGGUAAUUUUCAGCUCACAAAUGAUGAAGAAAUCCAUAAUGUCGGAACUUCUUUGACCUUUGGGUUCGGCACGUUGACCUGCUGGAUCCAGGCUGCGUUGACACUCAAAGUCAACAUCAAGAACGAAGGACGGAAAGUUGGAAUUCCACGAGUUAUUCUGUCAGCAUCUAUCACUCUCUGUGUGGUCCUCUAUUUCAUCCUCAUGGCCCAGGGCAUCCACAUGUAUGCAGCCAGGGUCCAGUGGGGUCUGGUCAUGUGCUUCCUGUCUUAUUUUGGCACCUUUGCUGUGGAGUUCCGGCAUUACCGUUACGAGAUUGUUUGCUCCGAGUACCAGGAGAAUUUCCUAAGCUUCUCAGAAAGCCUGUCUGAAGCUUCUGAAUAUCAAACCGACCAGGUGUAACCGAUCCAUUUUUCCUUGCUGAGGAGGUGGGUGUGAUGGGGGGGAAGAGCCAGGAGGACACACCCACAGGACUUGGUACACAACCUAACACAUUUUACACACAUGUUCAUGGCCACAUUUGCCAAAUGAGCUUUUCAGGGCAAGUUCUUUCUUUAACUAAAAAGCACAAGCCCUUAUGUGUCGAAAUACACGCUGUUACACUGAAAAUAUAUGCACGAUGGAGCAAGAAGCUUGUGCAUGAUCACUUUUCUUUUCCCUCUCUCUCCUGAGACUCCCUACUCUUCUCAUUUCUUCACAUAUUUCAGACAUCGUGAUCACCCUACCAAGAGUAGGGCGGGCCAAAUGAAACAUGGGAAUAAUGCCAACUCCCAAAGUUGCCUUCAGAUCCAAAGGGCUUAGAACCAGCUCAUGAGGAAGUUCUGAAUCUGGCACUUAUACUCUUGAGUGGAUUGAGCAUCAUUUAAUUGGAUGGAGACUGUAUAGAGGUGUGACCCUGUGUAAUCUAUGGAAAGGCAUGGGGUUAAGAACUUGCCCAUCAAAACUCCCUUCAUCAUUGUUCGGUGGUCGGCUAUGUGGAGUCAAUGAAAGGCAUGUGCUACAAACCCACCACCAUGAUUUGGACUUUACUGUGACUGAGAAAUAUUUGUGAAUAUUUGUAGGGAUGUGGUCUGCCAGGCAUGGAACAAGAUGGGGGCAGAGAGGGCAUGGUUUCGUUUUUGCUUCCAUAGUAGGCUAUGUACGGCUUUUGUUUUAUAUUUCAUGGUUUGCCUUCUUUUUUUUUCUUUAAGUAAUAAUUACCAUAGGUCUCUCAAGGCCUCGUGGACAAAGAAGAUGUAGGCCAAAUGCAAGAGCUGAGCUUGUUUUGGGUUCAACCAUGAUAAAAGAAAAAGGAAAAAAAAAAUAGGUGACCCACAGGCUUAAUUUGCUGCUUUUAUGUUCAAAGCUAAGAAAAUGUUCACAGGAAAGCACAAAGAAGUAUUUGUGGAGGUAAUAAAAAGAGCCUCUGCUGGACAUUUAUAAAAGGAGUCUUAGAGCAUCUUGUUGCAAGUCCAGAUCAAAGGAGAGUUUCCUUAUAUGUAUCUAUAGCUCAAAUUUAGUGUGUGGGGGGGUUAAGGUCUUUUUCAUACUUGGAAUUUGUAGAAACCAGUUAAAAGAUUAUCCUUCACCCCAAAACAAACUGGCAUGGCUGAUCCCCUACUGUCCAACAUAUGCUUUCCAGCCUUGAAGUUUAGAAUGCAAGCUCUAGUCCAGACUUUGAGACUGUAUUUUAUAAAGGGCAAAAUUCUAAGUUCAAAAUGCCCUGGAGUGGGCCAUGUUGACAGACCCUCCAUGAGUGCACUUUGCUUCAAGAAGUCCCCAGAUACCCUUCACAGGAGCCUGGGAUCUCGUGGAAUAUAAUGUGAAAAACAUUGUUUUUUAAUUCAAUCCAAACUCAGAUUCUUGAGGAAGCAGUCUAUGACUUUUUAUCUCUGUAUUUUUCUCUGCCUCCCAGCACAGUGCCUGGCACAUGUAGGUGCUCAACAAAUGUCUGUUAAAUGGACUUACUGGGAAUUUAAGCAUAGGAAAUAGGAGUAUCAGAGAAAGACUCAAAGAUGAGAGAGCAGAUGACUGUUUCAAGCAAGACAGGAAUGGAAGAAAUCCUAGAGAAGGAUCAGAUACCUAUGAGUGAUAGGUGAAAUGUGAGAGAAAAAAAUCAAGCAGAGAGCAUUCUCCUAGGAAAAAGGCAUUUUACUGUAAAUAAUCCAAGGUGACAUUUAUUAUUUUUGAAUACUGCUUUUGGGUUUGUUUUUUCAUUUUUAUAUUUUAAAAAUUUUACCAGAAAACCAAGAUUUGUGAGGUUUUCUCUUAUUCUACACAAUCCAAAUUAAACAGCUUUUGGUGAUGCAUUGUACACUUUCUUAAGAGUAUAUCUAAAUAGCACAUUUAAACAGAAUCAAGCAAUGGCUGGCAUUAUUCAUUGGGAUCUGACCACUAAAUAAAAUUCUUUUAUGCAGAAUUA
Messenger RNA from Nyctereutes procyonoides (raccoon dog), 2924 nucleotides. It is a transcript of the gene TMEM150C, whose product is annotated as transmembrane protein 150C. Bases 176 to 925 code for a protein of 249 amino acids. NCBI's taxonomy places the organism in Eukaryota, Metazoa, Chordata, Mammalia, Carnivora, Canidae. The record is from RefSeq and is a predicted model, not a curated record. The transcript has 8 exons.